CCGUCUUUCGUCAUCCACCACUCACUCGCUCGUUCGCUCAACACAUCUCGCACCUGAACGAUUCUCGCAACGACUUCUGCCAACUUCUCCCAUUCGUCGUCCUUUCUCUACACCAAUCCGUUGAAUGCUGGCAUCGACCGAACCUACCUUCAACUUGUCAUCCUAAUCACCCCGUCGACCGUCGAGUAUCCUAUCCCCUCCUUCAACCGACACCUCCCACUCUCGCAGAGCUUUUCGACGGUUCUUCCCAGCCUACCAUAUCAUUACCGCCAACAUGAACUUCACCAAGAAAUUCGACCGCGCCUUCCAAUGGGCCGGCGAAAAGAUGGGAUCCGAGUCCAAGACCGGACAGACGGACGAAUUCAAAAACUUGGAAAUGGAGAUGCAAUUGCGAUACGACGGAAUGGAACGACUUCAAAAAUCCACAAACACCUACGUCAAAUGGGUUGCCCGUCGUGGUGAGGCCUUCGACGACAAGGAGAAGGGCCUCCCAAUCGCUUUUGUCGGGCGCAUGAUGAUUUCCCACGGCGAGGAAUUCGAGCCCGACUCCGAAUUUGGAGCCUGUCUGCUCUGUGAGUUGAUCGAUCUCGGAUACUAUGCUCUAUUAUGCGAAGCACUGCUAAUCAUGCAAUCCACAGCUCUCGGUCGAACCAACGAACGUCUAGCAGGUAUCCAGGAAAGCUAUGCCUCAGAAGUUACCGAUAACUGGCUUGUCUCGGUCGAAAGAUCUCUGGCAAUGAUGAAAGAGUAUCAGGCCGCACGGAAGAAGCUCGAGUCGCGCCGAUUGGCCUACGAUGCAGCAAUCAGCAAAAUGCAGAAGACGAAGCGCGAAGAUUUCCGUCUCGAGGAAGAGCUCCGUACUGCCCGCGCAAAGUAUGAGGAAGCUGGCGAAGACGUCAUGCGACGCAUGUCCGAUAUCAAAGAUGCAGAGACGGACAAUGUUCGCGACCUGACUGGCUUGCUCGACGCCGAGUUGAACUACCACGAACGCUGCGCCGAGGAGCUUCGCCGUCUGCGUCAGAAUUGGGCGGGCGGCAAUGCGCCUCCCUCGCCAACCGAUCGCCGUUAUGGGAACGGCGGUCGCGGGCGGUCCAACACGGCCCGCUCGUUCAACGAUUAUUCGGCUCGCAACAACCACGUUGAGGAGGAACCAGAACCGAUGCCCGUCCGCAUGCCCAUCCGCUCCCAACGAUCAGAGGUAAAGUUCGGCGCGUCGGCCGACACAACCCCGAGGCCGUCUAUUAGUAGGUCUCAGACGUUCCAAGGGCCAGCUGCGACCGACCGACGAUCCAUGGCUGCUACCCCGCCAGUGCCUGCCGUUUCUCACAUUGGAUCUUUGCGUGGGAAUCUGAGGCCUACCGGUAGACCGAUGGCUAGCGAUGUGUUUGCUGACGAUGAUCACACGACGAUAAGCGGUAGCGGCAGCCCGGAAUGGAAUGAUCGCAGUGCCAGUCCGGCCACCAGCAUGGGAAGCAGCUUGACUCGGAGCACAAGCAACCUGCAAGCCAAGAAAGCACCUCCGCCUCCUCCCCCGAGCCGAGCCAAGAAGCCGGCGCCCCCGGUACCCGCUAAGCGGGAGGUUGGGUACUAGAUAUACACCGCUUUUCGAGAUUCUUCUGCCAAAGAUGGCAGUGGGCGGGCGUAGCGAUGUGCGAUAUUUUUGUUGUUUCGGGUCUCAAUGCAUCAAUAGACUGUUCAUUCCGUGACGGGGUAUAGGGGCUCCCGACAGGAGCAGGGCGUUUGGGCGUGUUAAUAUCCGUGGGCUGGGAUCGCAAUCGU
This is a messenger RNA of Colletotrichum acutatum, 1779 nucleotides long. RefSeq names its product BAR domain-containing protein. Bases 275 to 1591 code for a protein of 438 amino acids. Gene Ontology annotation, cellular component: cytoplasm. Gene Ontology annotation, molecular function: protein binding. Lineage: Eukaryota; Fungi; Ascomycota; Sordariomycetes; Glomerellales; Glomerellaceae. The transcript has 3 exons. The record is from RefSeq and is a predicted model, not a curated record.